CUCGAUAUUUGCAAAUAUUGGCCACGUUUUCAAGAAGACAAGAUGCAGCGUCGAUGCAGCAUGUCGCCUGCUCCUGAGUCGACAAACCCUGACCUACAAGAACUUCUUCCCAUGAACGAGUCUUCGAAUCACUCAAGCCGCACUCCAUCCCUGGCCACAGGAUCUAUGGAUUCCAGAUCAUCGGAAAACAUCAGUGUCGACUCCCCCAGGAACCCGAGGCUUAGCCACUCAACGACACUGGUUCGUCAAGGUCAUGCUCAGGAUGGACAUGAAAACUGUGGUUUAUCGGACGAAUUUAACUGCAAAACGUUUUCGGAUCCAAUACCAGAGAAACUCCACGAAGAGAAGAAAGUCGCUACAAGGCUCGGAUCUUUCCUCGUAUAUACCAAUGUUGCUGCCUUCAUCCUCCUGUUGGGAGCUUUAUCGGCAAUCACUUUUCUCUGGUUUGGAAGCGACAAGAACGAUACAUGGCGCAAAAUUAUGGUUGAUGGCUGGAUCGGUCAAGUCGUCACGGCGUUAUCGUUAGCCAUACGCUUCGCUGUCGUUACACAAGCAGGAGCCGCUGUAGCAUUACUUGCCAGCAUCUCAAUAGAGUCUGCAGACGGUGUGCUACUGAAAGAAGUACCAGCAUUGUCAAUUAUACGGUAUACGAACACCGGACCUAUAGGGUCAGUUUUGAACUUUUGGAGAAUCCGUGGCCGAAACAUUCGGGUUCUUCACCUCGUCGGCCUCCUUACUUUAACAACUUCCGUGCUUCAAUUCACGUCAACAAUACUACUAUGGGACAUUCGUUCCGGCGCUGUGCGAGGUUUUCCAAGACAAAAGGACAUAGCCGUUGGCAUCAGUAUGGAUAGCUUUUUCGACACAUUUGUGGACCCUCUUCAGCAAAGUCCAAACUAUUUUACAUCAUCCCCGACUGGAUAUCCCACGUUUGCUGAGUGGACUCAGAGCCCGGAACCAAAUCUUCCUGAUCACAUCUCAGAUACAGGGCCGGCAAUUCGGGCGCUACUCCCGAUUGCCAGCGAAGACGCUCGCAGUAAAAUUCUAGAAUUCAAUGGAGUCGCCUCGCUCUUCGAUGCCCGAGUAGUCUGUGUAAGGCCAAAUAUUACCGAUUUCAGUUAUAGCACUGUCCAACAUGAAGGGGACCAGCCAGGUGAACUCGAGGCUAUAUUCCAUGGGAGAAUAUCCCCAGGGAGUAUCCCCAAAAACUUGGCCAGUGUUUUAUGGGUUAAUGGUUCCUAUUAUUCCAAUGGCACUGGAAACUACUUCCAAUGCUCAAUGAAUCAAAUGGCUGGGCAAGGCACUGGCCGCUCUUUUAAAAUAUGUGUUUUAGGAGACCCCAAUCCAAAUCUGGGGAUCAAAAAUGAGAAUGGAUAUGGUCGCCUAAUUAACGAACUCGAUCCGACCCAGAACGGUAGUACCUCGAAGAGUACUUGGUCAAUGAGUAGGCCGGGGUCUGUAAUGCUCUUUUUUGAUUUCCAAAGUGCUGGAAACUUCUAUAACUAUCCAGAUUCUUUCAUUGCCAAUGGACUCAUCCCACGCUUCAACGUAAAAGAAAGAAAAGUUUGGCUUGACUUUACUGUAGAACCUGUGCCAGACCAGGACCUAUACAGAGACUUUGGUAUUGCAGACGCGGAACUAUACAGAAAUUUUCAAUACCAAAUUAGCGUAACAUCAUGCUAUAGUGUCUCGUACCCUCAACCUUUUGAUACCCGUGUGGGGCAACUUCAAGAUAUCAAUAUUACAGCUACUAGGGAAACCACCGAUAUCGAGCCUAGCGUUAAAUGGGACUCUAACAGGAAAACAUUUGACACUACACAGCCACGCAACCAACUUGGAGUAUUAGGACCUAGACCUUCAGUUGGCAGCAAUCCGCAGGGUACUCUAAAGCUCAAUAUGACAAGCGUGGACAAAGCACUCAAAGACCAUGCUGCUGUAUUCUCACCGGAGAAAAAAUGGACAAUCAAUCAAGUCAAUGAAGGACGAAGACAUGCAAUAAACGGCUACAACUACUCAUUUAUGCCACCAUCGACCUAUAGUUUCCUCAACAGCCUGAUAUGGACUACACUGGAAUUCGAGAAUAAACAGUUUGAGAUCGCAAUCCAAUGUCAAGAAUGUCGAGGUCGCAAGCUUCGAGUAUAUAUCCCACAAAAAGCAAGGAAUAUAUCAAUCAUCAAUCUGCCACCAAUACUCAAUAAUACCAUCACCGACAUCAUGCAGGAUACCGAAGACCCGGCACUUGCCUUGCAGGCGCUUCUGACCAUGGUUCAACGAGCCGCCUAUUACGACUGGCUCCCUACCUUCUCAGCCAAAAGCACAAUCACUACGACCUCGAUGGAGCCCUGCCAGCUCCCAAUGUUCUCUCGAGGUUUUAUCAUAAUUACGGUAAACCUCGGUAUUCACCUUAUACUCGUAACCGGAAUAUUCUUUUGGUUCCUCAAGGCCACACGCUACACGCUCAUCAACGACGUGUGGCAAGUAGUCGCUUCCUUGAAGGCCAAAGACAUUGACGAAGUGCUGGAUGGUGUGGCAGUUGCGGAUGACAGGAACGUUAAGCGUUUCAUCAACGCAUCGGAAGGGCUUCGAAAGAGGAGAGUUAGGGUUGGUUGAAAGGGAAACCUUAGCAAAAGCGCUACUUUUCGAAUAAACGGC
This is a messenger RNA of Aplosporella prunicola CBS 121167, 2652 nucleotides long. RefSeq lists its product as uncharacterized. The record is from RefSeq and is a predicted model, not a curated record. The transcript has 3 exons. Lineage: Eukaryota; Fungi; Ascomycota; Dothideomycetes; Botryosphaeriales; Aplosporellaceae. Bases 43 to 2610 code for a protein of 855 amino acids.